Molecule: messenger RNA, 4137 nt
Organism: Mesocricetus auratus (golden hamster)
Lineage: Eukaryota; Metazoa; Chordata; Mammalia; Rodentia; Cricetidae
Gene: Rptn
Product: repetin
Exons: 3
Coding region: 64-3429 (1121 amino acids)
Cellular component (GO): cornified envelope
Molecular function (GO): transition metal ion binding; calcium ion binding
Source: RefSeq, a predicted model, not a curated record
CCCUCCCUGGCUCCUGAAUCUUCUGCUCACUCGUCCUCAAGCAGAUUCACCUGUAUUGCCAGAAUGCCUAAACUUCUUAACAGCAUACUCAAUGUGAGUAAGGUAUUCCAGAAAUAUGCUGAACACCACGGGGAGCACACUUUCCUGAGCAAGGAGGAGUUGAAGCAGCUGCUUCUCACUGAGUUUGGAAACAUCCUUCGGAGACCAAAUGACCCAGACACCGUGGAAAUCAUUCUGGAACACUUGGACCGAGACAGAAAUGGAUAUGUUGAUUUUCAGGAAUACCUCUUGUUGGUGUUCCAACUGGUCCAAGCCUGUCACCAUAAGCUAGACAGUAAGGUGUGUGGAGCUGGAACUUCCUCCCAGAAAGAAUGUGGUCAGAAAGGGAUACAGAGCCACACGUUUUCAGAAAACACAGGCAGAAAAGAUAGGCAGAGCUCUCACCACAGCCCCUCUGAGGGACAGAAUCAGGAUGUCCAACAUGGUCAUUCUCAGAGACAAGAUAAGGACUCCCAUGGUCACUCUGAGAGACAUGAUACAGGCUCUCACUAUAGUCAGUCAGAGAGACAAAAUAGGGACAACCAUGGUCAGUCAGAGGGAUUCCAUCAGGACUCCCACCAUGGUUGUUUUGAGAGACAAGACACAGAUUAUAGCUCUGAUCAGUCUGAGACAGACGAUCAACAGUCUAGCUCUGGUCAAAGCCUGAGUUAUAAAUCUAACAAUGACAAGCCCAAAAGCCAAGGAUAUAUCUUUGCCUUAAAUCAUUCUGAGGACCCAGCUCAGGUUUCUUAUGGCCAGUCAAAAACAUUUAGACAACAAAGCAGCCAUAGCCAGUCUGGAAGAUUCCGACAAGAUUCUUAUUCUAGUAAAACCAGUCAAAAACAACCUGAUUCUUAUGAACAACAUGGAAGCCUUCAUCAGAAAUCAAGCAACAGUCAGACAGACAUACAGGUCCAGAAUUCUCAUUAUGGCCAGAAAGACAAACAAGGGCAUAGUUUUCAACAUGGUCAAACAGAUGGACAAGGCCAGAGUUUCCAUUAUGGCCAAAUGGAUAAGCAAGGCCAGAAGGGUUUCCAAUAUGGUCAGACAGAUGGACAAGGUCAGAGUUCUCAUUAUGGUCAGACAAAGAACAAAGGCCAGAAUUUUCAUUUUGGUCAGAAAGGUGGACAAGGCCAAAGUUCUCACCAGGGUCAGGCAGGAAGAAAAGGUCAGAGCUCUUACCAGGGUCAGACAGCCAGCCAGAGUUCUUACCAGGGUCAGAUAGGAAUAAAAGGUCAGAGCUCUCACCAGAGUCAGACAGACAGCCAGAGUUCUUACCAGGGUCAUAUAGGAAGAAAAGGUCAGAGCUCUUACCAGGGUCAGACAGAUAGCCAGAGUUCUUACCAGGGUCAGAAAGGCAACCAGGGUCAGAUAGGAAUAAAAGGUCAGAGCUCUCACCAGAGUCAGACAGAUAGCCAGAGUUCUUACCAGGGUCAGAUAGGAAGAAAAGGUCAGAGCUCUCACCAGAGUCAGACAGCCAGCCAGAGAUCUUACCAUGGUCAGAAAGGCAGUCAAGGCCAGAGUUCUCAGCAGGGUCAGACAGGCAGUCAAGAUGAGAGCUCACGUUGGCAUCGGACAGACAGCCAGACCUAUCACCAGGGUCACACAGGUAGUCAAGGCCAGAGUUCUCAGCAGGGUCACACAGGCAGUCAAGAUGAGAGCUCACGUUGGCAUCGGACAGACAGCCAGACCUAUCACCAGGGUCACACAGGCAGUCAAGGCCAGAGUUCUCAGCAGGGCAGUCAAGACCAGAAUUCACAUUGGCAUCGGACAGACAGCCAGACCUAUCACCAGGGUCACACAGGCAGUCAAGGCCAGAGUUCUCAGCAGGGUCACACAGGCAGUCAAGAUGAGAGCUCACGUUGGCAUCGGACAGACAGCCAGACCUAUCACCAGGGUCAGACAGGCAGACAAGGCCAGAGUUCUCAGCAGGGCAGUCAAGACCAGAAUUCACAUUGGCAUCGAACAGACAGCCAGACCUAUCACCAGGGUCAGACAGGCAGACAAGACCAGAGUUCUCAGCAGGGCCACACAGGCAGUCAAGAUGAGAGCUCAGGUUGGCAUCGGACAGACAGCCAGACCUAUCACCAGGGUCAGACAGGCAGUCAAGGCCAGAGUUCUCAGCAAGGUCAGUCAGGCAGUCAAGAUGAGAGCUCACAUUGGCAUCGGACAGACAGUCAGAGUUACCACCAGGGUCAGACAGGCAGUCAAGGCCAGAAUUCUCAGCAGGGUCACACAGGCAGUCAAGAUGAGAGCUCACGUUGGCAUCGGACAGACAGCCAGACCUAUCACCAGGGUCACACAGGCAGACAAGGCCAGAGUUCUCAUCAGGGCAGUCAAGACCAGAGUUCACAUUGGCAUCGGACAGACAGUCAGACCUAUCACCAGGGUCAGACAGGCAGUCAAGGCCAGAGUUCUCAGCAAGGUCAGUCAGGCAGUCAAGAUGAGAGCUCACAUUGGCAUCGGACAGACAGUCAGAGUUACCACCAGGGUCAGACAGGCAGACAAGACCAGAGUCCUCAGCAGGGGCAGACAAGCCGAGAAGGCCAGAGUUACCACUGUGGGAAGUCAGAGAUUGGGAAAACUGAACUUCAAGGGCAAAACAGGUAUUUCCAAGGAACUGAUGAAACAAGAAGACACUCAUAUGUUGAACAAUCUGGAAGGUCAGGAAAACUAAGUCAACAGACUUCAAGAGAAGAAGUGACCCAAACCCAGAGACAGGGAUUCCAGGAUAGGAGGAAACAGCAAACCCACCACCAGGCAUGGAAGCCUGAAGAGGAUAAUCAACACAAACUCUUAGCUCAGAUACAGCAAGAAGAGCCACACUCCCACAACGAGUAUGACUGGCAAUCACAGAGUAGUGAGGAGAGCCACUGGGAAGAGGAAGGGCAUCAUCAAUUCUGGGAUAGACACAGUCUUGAGGAUCAGGAAGGUCUGUAUGAGAUACAAACCCAUGAAGAUGAACAAAGCCAUCAGACAAGGGAUAUGCACACCCAUGUAGACAAGCAGAACCGGAAAAGACAACACAGGCAAACUCAUGAAGAACACCAAGAUCAUCGACAUGGUAGACAAACCCAUGAAGAUGAACAAAACCAUGAGAGGAAAGACAAACAUCAAAAUCAACAUCAACAAUGGGAUAGACAAACUCAUGAAGAAAGUAAAAGGUAUCAAGGAUCCCAAGACCAAUCCAGAAGCUUCCCCAACAAAGAAAGAUUCCACAAGAAUGAAGAUGAUCAGUGCCAAGAAUUCGAGGGAAGACAUUUCCAUCAAACCCAUGGAGGUGAGAGGUCCCAAAGAAGAGAACAAUAUGGAAACCACUCUACCAAAACAUCUAACUCCCCCAACCCCCUCUAUGACUACGUACGAGAGCAAGCCACAUAUCAUUACUAGUCUGCAUGAGCACCAGAGGUAAUGAAGAAACCUACAUGUCAAUUCAUCUUUGCUUCUGUUUAAAAGGUUGAAGUUGUAUGUCAUCCUUCUCUUUUUUAAUCUACCUAUGAGAAUGCUUUUGAAGACUAGUCUAGUACUCAUUUUUUGAAAUUUCCAUUCCUUGAGUAGCAAUUCUAGAGUUAUUUGGUUGGGUGGAGUAAAUUGGGUGAACUAAUCAAUCUCUACUUUGAUCACUUUGUGGAUUUGAAUCAUUCCUAGUUUGUGUUCAGUUUAGGUGAUGCUUAAUUGAAUCAUUGAAUAGCAGAACAUUCUCCCUAAAGUUUAGAAACAGGAAAAGGUACAAUGAAGACUUAUACUACAUUUGAAAAAAUGGAUUUUGGACUUUGGUGAUCUUUGGCUGCUGUGGGCAAAAUAUCAGUAACCACAAGCUUCAUAGUCUAGACUUUGGAAAGCACACUGAGAAGCCUCUAGGAGAGAGAUAGAGAUCACAGAGAGCUUCUCUGAUACUAACAUCUCUGAAGUCUCAGGUCCUAUUGAUGGAUCGUGAGAGCUGACCAGACCAAUCCAUCACAUAGACAGAAAAUAUAUUUCAUCUGUUUGAAGAUCCCUGGUAACCCAAACUACCAAUUCUGAAAACCUUUUCAACAAAGACCAUGUGUAGAACAUGAAAUUAUAUUAAAACCUCAAUAAAUGAUUGGUGAGCAAUGA